AUGGCGAGCACAUCUUCUUUUCUAAGCCAUCCAGGUGGUCGUCCAAGGCAAUAUCGUACCCCUUCGCCCCCGCGACGCGCUAUCGAACCAAUAUCUCCCACUUUCAAAUCUGAGCGCCAUUCGUUCUGGAACGAUCGCGACGCCUUUUACCCCCGAGGCUACAAUGGAAAUUCAUACAAUUCCCAGAGUGAUCAAUCUCGACGAUCAAUUGGAGCUAGUCAUACUCGUCCCUCGUUUGGCAGCCAGGUCGAACAUCCCAAAGCCGGCCACGGCCACCAUCGAGCCAGCUCGAGCAUUGAAACCCUUGCGAACAUUGCGCUGGCCACAAGUCCGAGGUUUCAAUCUUUAUCAUUCGAUCCUCCCGGAAACCCAACGCACAGAGAAUCCCCACCAUUAUUCCCACCUACCGAUGCCGAGUUUGAACGACCUGCUAAACGCGCGCGGUCAGAAAAGGCAUCGCCUGUAUUCCAACAUGUUGACACACGCCCAUCCACUAGUCAUGUUACUACGGUACCUGACAGUAUGAAAACCGAUGCCGAACUCCUCUUAAACUUCGCCCGACCAACUAAUUUUGCUUCCCCCCACCAAUAUUCACAAUCCUCCAAUGGCUUCGAUCAGCCAUUUAAUCAGUUCGCCAAUGACCAAAGGAUACCCGCAGGCUAUGGUACAAGUAUGGCCAUUCCUGGCUUUAUAGCAAGCGCGCUACCAGGCAGUAAUCAGUCACCCUCACGCUUACGGUCACAUUCAGACGGUUCGACAGCUAUUGCACCGCCAGUUAUUCCUGAACUCCGGCCAAACACGAGCUCGUCAACGUUACCUGGAUCUUCUUGGGAGGGCGACACUUUCCGAAAAUAUAACAACGCGCAAGAACAGUCGAGCCAUUUACCAGACGAAAACAACAUCAUGCCAAAGCCUAUGAAGCGUCGUCCUACUAUCACUGGCGAAACCAUGGAGGCUGUUCCAGAAGCAAAAGAGGAGGAGGUAACGCCAGAUGAAAGCGUCCCGGCAAAUUGUGCAGCGUGUCAUCUAGUACGCAUGGACGUUAAUAACGAAGACCAAGGGGAAGAUACGUGGAUCAAGUGUGACGGUUGUGAAAGUUGGUAUCAUAUUGUCUGUGCUGGCUUCAAGAAUGAUCGCGAAGUUCGGACGGUUGACAAAUUCAUUUGUCGAAAAUGCCGACCAGUCCACGGUCAAACAACCUUUGUACGCAAAUCAUCUCGAGCAAGGACAACCAUCGACUAUGCGGGUCUCAAUCAGGGUCUUGUCAAGACUUCUACUGAUUCUUACGAACACCAUUACAUCCAGCCUAUCAAAGAUGGAAGGAUACAAUUCUUACCCGAGAGCUUUCCCCGUAUGAGAGCUGAGUUGGUGACCGCUGAAUUCUUUGAACGGGGUGUUGGUAUGACAGAGCCCAUAAUCAUCCCUGCUGCACUCAAUCCUCGUACUUCUAUUGAUACGUCCGAGUUGGAUUCUACUUUCGAUGGGCUUGCAGGCGAAGCAUCGACGCAGGAGAUGUUUGAUGAAGUACUUGAGAAUCAGCCAGGCGAGCCUGAGAUGGUUCUUGAUUGUGGACAAGACGUGUUAGACAUGGUUAUUCCACAGGGUCUUACAGUACGCGCAGUCGCCGAACUCUACGGGCCCGAGGAAAGAGUUGAGGUCAUUGAUGUCAAAUCCCAACAAGGCGAGGACAAGAGAUGGAAUAUGCAGAAAUGGGCCGACUACUAUGAAAGCACUGGAAAGAAGAUCGUACGGAACGUGAUUAGUUUGGAAGUCUCCCAAAGCCCGCUGGGAAAGCUCAUUCGCCGACCGAAAAUCGUUCGCGAUCUUGACCUUCAAGACUCUGUUUGGCCGGAGGAGCUGAAAGCUAUUGGCGAUUUCCCGAAAGUACAAUUCUAUUGCUUGAUGUCAGUUGCAGAUUGCUAUACAGACUUUCACAUCGAUUUUGGUGGGUCUUCUGUCUAUUACACGAUCCUCAAGGGAAAGAAAACGUUCUUCUUCAUACCUCCAAAAGAAAAGCAUCUCAAGAAGUAUGAAGAAUGGUGCAAUUCCCCGGCGCAAGACACAACCUUUCUUGGAGAUCAAACCAAAGAGUGCUACCGAGUUGAUUUGCAAGAAGGCGACACGAUGCUCAUCCCAGCUGGUUGGAUUCAUGCCGUGUGGACGCCGGAAAACAGUCUUGUCAUUGGAGGCAACUUCCUUACACGUAUGAACUAUGGUAUGCAGAUCAAAGUCGCGAAGAUCGAAAAGGAUACAAAGGUUCCACGCAAGUUCAGAUAUCCCUUCUUUCAAAAGAUUCAAUGGUACACUGCAUUGAAAUACCUGAAUGAUGAUCCUAUCCCCGACUCCGUGUUUGACGCUUUCUCUCGCGACGAGCACUAUCGGUUUUAUCGACAAUUCCCAAUCUACUACGAAUUUGGAGAAAGGGAAAACCGCUCAGCUCUAGGGUCUCCAUACCACAACGCUCGUUUCUACUCACAAGCAGAAUUAGAAGGGCUGCCUGAACUUUUGAGAUACCUCCUUCGGACUGCACUCAUUGCUGGAGGUUAUUCGGUUGACGGGGUUACAGCAGAAGCAAGGAAUGCUAUCAAACGUUCUAUUCCUAAGAUGCAGGGAGAUCCCGUCGAGAUUGCCAAGAAAUUUGCAAUUUGGAUAGCGUGGAAACGAGGAAACGAGAAUGCGGCUUCAUGGACUCGACCUGGCGCAAUCUCCAGUACCUUUAAGAUUGAUCAGGUUGAGAAAAGACCGGCUGGGCGUCCGAGUCGUCGAUCCGAGCGACAUGCAGAUGCUCAAAAGAUGUAUGCUGAAAGGCAGAGUCUGCAACUCGUAACUGAACCACUGCUGGAACCACAGGACGCUUUCCCGAGUUCAACGCCAAAUCCUCCUAGUGACAUUGUACCCAUUCCUCAACCUCAGCCUCAACCUGUUCUCAUUCCCGUCACCCCAGCUGCUACUGCUGCCGCUGCUCCAGCUCUCUCUACCCCGAUCAUCUCUACUCCAAGUGUCUCUACUCCUGCCACGACGAAUUCAACCGUCAAAGAAGAACUGCCUAAGCCUCGAACUACGAACAAAGGCUCCGGACUAGGACCGAAGCGCGUGGCUUGUGACGCAUGUCGUAAAAGGAGAAUACGUUGUCGACAUAAAGAUGAGCAAGGUGAUGGCUUGUCGCUAGGAGUGUCGCCCACCGCUGCUCCUCCGGGGGUCAUGUUCGACUCUGUCGAUCCGCAACGACAAUCUAUUCUCGCGCGUGAUGCAGCUUCUGUGUUGAACGCGCUGGCUUCUGUUGCCACAGAGUCCACUCUUCAGGAUGGCGGCGAGCUCUUGCCAUAUAACAGUGAUGGUUUCUCUCGGGACAAUGUCAGCUUCUUGAGUAGCAUUUCACAAUCCGCGUUUCCGCGUCCGGUGGAAGGAUCCGUCAACGGUAUCAAUAGCGGAAAGAAGGGAAGAAGUAAGGCCUGCGAUGAAUGUCGUAAAAGCAAGCGUCGCUGUAUUCAUGAUGAAUAUGGUAGAAUUGACCCAGUCAAAGCUCAAGAGCGGUCAAAGCCUCGCGCGACAUCGUCAGCGAAACGACCCAGACCUAAUGAAGACGGCCUUGAUCCGGCGACACAUAAGAAGGCCAAGGCCGAUGCAACUGCUUCUGUCCCGCUUGACAAUUUUAACUACACUGGAUUCGAGACCGACCAAACCAUGCCACCUUACCUUCCCGCAUCUGAUACGCUUGUCCUAGCCGAGGAGCAAUACCAACGAGAGUAUUACAAGCAGGACCCUGACGGCCUAUCGACAGUUCAAUCCCCGCCAGAGGACAGGUUUGAUCAAUCAAUGGAUAUUGAACCGGCAGACGUCUCUUAUGCUGUCUUGCCAAACCCGAAGAUCAACGGGGAUACAGCCAUACCUACGUCACACACGCAAGCUAAUCAUCAACUAGCGAAUUCGCUGGCAUCACCGCCUACCUCACUUUCAGGAGAAACUGAAAUAUUACCGCCGAAACAUCCAAGUGAAGAACUUAAAGGCGGUAGCGUUAUUGUCGACGGCGAGCAUGAGGUACUACAUACACCAAACUCUAGCUCACGCCACUCCUCUCGUCAACCACGCCACGUUGAUCGAUACAUCCCAGAACAACAAGUUGGAACGAAACCGAGUACAAUAACAAAACAAGCUGCGAUGGCCACUUCCACUCGACAGCCUACAAAAGCCUUAUCGACAACAUCAAGUCAUGGCAAGAAAUCAACAUCGCGGCCUUCUUCGUCCCACACCAAGAAAAGUGCCUCACCCAGCCUUGAGAAAAAGUUGGCACAUUCAUCAACGACAUCUCCCAGCAGUAGCAAGAAUGUGAAACGCGAACGAACCAGUUUUACUGCCGAUGACACUACUGAUGCGGAUGCUGAGAGUCUGAGGUUGAUCAGAGAAUUGCAAGAACAGGACUUUGGUCUUCGGCGACGAGCUGCACGUGUCUAA
Messenger RNA from Talaromyces marneffei, 4452 nucleotides. RefSeq lists its product as uncharacterized. The record is from RefSeq and is a predicted model, not a curated record. The transcript is spliced from 2 exons. Gene Ontology annotation, molecular function: transcription coregulator activity; DNA-binding transcription factor activity, RNA polymerase II-specific; histone demethylase activity. Gene Ontology annotation, biological process: protein demethylation; regulation of transcription by RNA polymerase II. The coding region runs from base 1 to 4452 and encodes 1483 amino acids. Lineage: Eukaryota; Fungi; Ascomycota; Eurotiomycetes; Eurotiales; Trichocomaceae.